UGGAGAGAGCGCGGGGGCGCGCGUGCGCAGUGGCGCGGGGAGGAGCAGGGACCUGGCAGCGGGUUAGGAGGCUGUGAGCUAUCCGCGAACCGGGCGGACGGCGGGCGCGCGCACCAUGGGGGAGAAACCCGGGACCAGGGUCUUCAAGAAGUCAAGUCCUAACUGCAAGCUCACCGUGUACCUGGGAAAGCGGGACUUUGUGGACCACCUGGACAAAGUGGAUCCUGUAGAUGGUGUGGUGCUAGUGGACCCGGACUACUUGAAGGACCGAAAAGUGUUUGUGACCCUCACCUGCGCCUUUCGCUAUGGCCGCGAAGACCUGGACGUGCUGGGCUUGUCCUUCCGCAAAGACCUGUUCAUCGCCAACUACCAGGCCUUCCCCCCAACGCCCAACCCACCCCGGCCCCCCACCCGCCUGCAGGAGCGGCUGCUGAGGAAGCUGGGCCAGCAUGCCCACCCCUUUUUUUUCACAAUACCCCAGAACCUGCCCUGCUCCGUCACCCUGCAGCCAGGCCCAGAGGACACGGGGAAGGCCUGCGGGGUAGACUUUGAGAUUCGAGCCUUCUGCGCCAAAUCACUAGAAGAGAAAAGCCACAAACGGAACUCUGUGCGUCUGGUGAUCCGAAAGGUGCAGUUUGCCCCAGAGAAACCCGGCCCCCAGCCUUCAGCUGAAACCACACGCCACUUCCUCAUGUCUGACCGGUCCCUGCACCUUGAGGCUUCGCUGGACAAGGAGCUGUACUACCAUGGGGAGCCCCUCAAUGUCAAUGUCCACGUCACCAAUAACUCCACCAAGACUGUCAAGAAGAUCAAAGUCUCUGUGAGACAGUACGCCGACAUCUGCCUCUUCAGCACUGCCCAGUACAAGUGCCCCGUGGCUCAGGUCGAACAAGAUGACCAGGUGUCGCCCAGUUCCACGUUCUGUAAGGUGUACACCAUAACCCCGCUGCUCAGCAACAACCGGGAGAAGCGCGGCCUCGCCCUGGAUGGGAAGCUCAAGCACGAGGACACCAACCUGGCGUCCAGCACCAUUGUGAAGGAGGGUGCCAACAAGGAGGUGCUGGGGAUCCUGGUGUCCUACAGGGUCAAGGUGAAGCUGGUGGUGUCUCGAGGCGGGGACGUCUCAGUGGAGCUGCCAUUUGUUCUCAUGCACCCCAAGCCCCAUGAUCACAUCGCCCUUCCCAGGCCCCAGUCAGCACCCACCCACCCCCCGACUCUCCUCCCCUCAGCUGCUCCUGAAACAGAUGCCCCUGUGGACACCAACCUCAUUGAAUUCGAAACCAACAUCUCCAGUCCCAAGGCUGCUCCGGUGCCUCUGUCUCUGGGAGGGGAGGGGACUGGGAGGUGGAGGAGGCCGCGGCCUGGGGCCCCCACCUCAUCCCCUCCUCUCUACCACCAAGCUAUGCCACAGACGACGACAUCGUGUUUGAGGACUUUGCCCGGCUGCGGCUCAAGGGGCUGAAGGACGAGGACUAUGACGACCAGUUCUGCUAGGAAGGGAGGCUGGAAGAAGGGAGUGGAUGGCAGGGCGGGGGACAGGUGGAGGCAGGACCAAGACCCCCACUGUCACUGAGGGGGAUCCCAGUCCCUCUUCCCUUCCCCUGCACCCACCGGCUUCCUCGACCAACCCCUCCCCCCCUCCCUGCCCCACCCCCCACCAGAUACGCACUGGACCCAGCUCUUGUGGAACAUGGGCAUUAAUUUUUUGACUUUAGCUGUGCUUCCCCAAUCCCCCAGUGGGUGGCAAGCUGUGUUCACACCUCAAUUUUUUGGAGGGGAAACUGAAGAGGAGUGAUAGUAGGAAAAGAGGGGGAAAGCACUCCCACAUUCAACCUCACACCGACACCCCCUCCUGUCACUCUUCUCUGCCUCCCAUUCCUUCAGGAUGAGACCCUUUGGGGGGCAAGACCACGUUGCUGUUUCUGAGCAUAAAGAAGAAAAUAAACCUUUUAAUAGGC
Bubalus bubalis (water buffalo) is the source of this 1958-nucleotide messenger RNA. It is a transcript of the gene ARRB2, whose product is annotated as arrestin beta 2. Gene Ontology annotation, cellular component: cytoplasm. Gene Ontology annotation, biological process: signal transduction; G protein-coupled receptor internalization; positive regulation of ERK1 and ERK2 cascade. The record is from RefSeq and is a predicted model, not a curated record. Gene Ontology annotation, molecular function: angiotensin receptor binding. Lineage: Eukaryota; Metazoa; Chordata; Mammalia; Artiodactyla; Bovidae. The transcript is spliced from 15 exons. Bases 116 to 1462 code for a protein of 448 amino acids.